GGCGCCGUGCAGCUUCCGUCUAGCGGUGAAAGUUGUGAACUUCCUCCRUUUCCUCCGGUAGUUUUGUUUCAUCAGACACGAGAGUCCACUUCCAGCCGACGAGCAGAGCUUCACCCCGGCGUUUCAGAAAUAUGGGAGACCCUGUGACGGAGUACUCAGCCCGGUUCCAGCAGCAGGAACGGGAGAUCCAGAGUUUGUCGGCGGAGAUCGAGAGCCUGAAGAACCCGCAGAACCUCGGUCCAUCGCCGCGCCUGGACGAGCUGCGGGAGGAAAAUGCCAAACUGAAGUACCGCCUGAACGUCCUGAAGAGG
Austrofundulus limnaeus is the source of this 311-nucleotide messenger RNA. RefSeq names its product arginine--tRNA ligase, cytoplasmic. The record is from RefSeq and is a predicted model, not a curated record. Lineage: Eukaryota; Metazoa; Chordata; Actinopteri; Cyprinodontiformes; Rivulidae.